AUGGAGUCCAAGGCUGUUUCCGUGAUGAAUCAAGAGUUUGUGAAACUUGAUCGUUUUGAUGGGACAAACUAUGUUCGCUGGAAAGACAAGAUGCUAUUCCUACUCACCACAUUGAAGAUUUCUUAUAUACUUGAUCCAAAUCUGCCUGCUAUUUCACCACCAACUCCAGAAGAUUCUGAACAAGUGAAAGCAGAUCGAGACAAACGUGAAGAAGAUGAAUUGCUAUGCAAAGGUCAUAUUCUUAACAACUUGUCAGAUAGGCUAUAUGAUCUAUUUACUUCUGUCAAGUCUCCAAUGGAAAUUUGGAAAUCACUGGAGUUCAAACACAACUCAGAAAAACAAGGUGUGGAUAAAUUUCUCAUCAUGAAAUAUUUUGAAUUCCAAAUGGUUGAUAAUAUAUCUGUUAUGGAUCAAGUCCAUGAGUUACAUGUCCUUAUUUCAAAACUUAAAGAUUUGAAAGUGAUAGUUCCUGAAUCAUUGCAAGUUGGAGGAAUAAUAGCAAAACUUCCUCCUAGUUGGAAUGAUUAUAGGAAGAAAUUACUGCAUACCACAGAAGAUUUUUCUCUCGAACAGAUUCAGAAACACUUGCGCAUUGAAGAAGAAACAAGAAAUCGUGAUAAGAAAUUUGUUUCUGAAUCUACUACAAAAGUUAAUUUUGUGCAAGGAGGUCAGAAUUUUCAAAAGAAAAAUUCUGGAAGUAAGAGAAAGUUUUCUGAAGCAAAGAGUAACAAGAUUUAG
Molecule: messenger RNA, 738 nt
Organism: Hevea brasiliensis (rubber tree)
Lineage: Eukaryota; Viridiplantae; Streptophyta; Magnoliopsida; Malpighiales; Euphorbiaceae
Exons: 1
Coding region: 1-738 (245 amino acids)
Source: RefSeq, a predicted model, not a curated record